Messenger RNA from Stegodyphus dumicola, 1503 nucleotides. RefSeq lists its product as uncharacterized. Lineage: Eukaryota; Metazoa; Arthropoda; Arachnida; Araneae; Eresidae. The record is from RefSeq and is a predicted model, not a curated record.
AUGGAAUUGAUUCCAGAAAAUGAAAUUGAUGUUCCAGCUAAUUCUAGUUUUUACCUUCCGCACCAUUCAGUUCCGGAUAAAAAUGGUGAUAAAUUUCGAGUCGUAUUUGAUGGUUCUGCAAAAUCUUCUAGCGGUAUUUCUCUUAAUGAGAAAUUGAUGGUUGGUCCACAGUUGCAGACUGAUCUGACAACAUUAAUUAUUCGUUUCAGAAUUCACAGAAUAGCUAUAACUGCAGAUAUAGAAAAAAUGUACAGACAAAUUAUGCUAAAAGAAGCAGACUUUCAGAGAAUAGUCUGGCGCGAUUCACUUUAUAAACCAAUUCAGGAUUUUCGAUUAACUAGGAUUGCUCACGGUACUGCAUCAGCUCCGUACCUUGCGGUAAGAUGUUUACAGCAGUUAGCCAUAGAUGAAGCAACUAAUUUUCCUUUGGCUUCCAAGACAUGUCUUAGGGACUUCUACGUUGAUGAUUUGAUGUCCGGAGCCAAUUCAGUUACUGAAGCUAUAGAAUUACAAAUGCAAGUGAAUCAGAUGUUGUCACACAAUGAUGAUACUAUAAAAACGUUAGGUAUCCUGUGGCAUCCAGCUUCAGAUAUGUUUUUAUUCAAAGUCAAUUCAUCAUAUCCUGAAGUCUUAACCAAACGAACAUUACUUUCAAUAAUCGCAAAGACCUUUGACCCUCUUGGAUGGUUGGCACCGAUCACGGUUCGGUAUAAAUUGAUUAUGCAAAGAUUGUGGAAACAUCAGUUGCAGUGGGAUGAAAAGGUUCCUCCAGAUAUUGAAUGUGAGUGGAAACAACUUACAGAAGAUAUGUUAUUCAUUAAAAGUAUCAAAAUUUCACGAUUCUUGUUGGUUGAAUCAGAUAACCAGUUUCAACUGCACGGGUUUUGUGACGCCUCAGAGAAGGCCUACGCCGCUGCAAUUUAUUAUCGUUCUGUGUUAGAUAUUGGACAAAUCAAUGUUCAGUUGGUGAUAGCCAAAACAACAGUUGCACCACUAAGAAAUAUAUCACUUUCCCGAUUGGAACUUUGUGGAGCAUUACUGUUGACUAAAUUAAUGGAUUUCACCUGUAGGGCUUUAAAUACUCCUAUAUCGCAAGUUUAUUUUCAUACUGAUUCCACUAUUGUAUUAGCCUGGAUAAGAUCUCAUGCAAGCCUAUGGAAGACCUUCGUCGCCAACAGAGUAGCAAAAAUCCAGACUUUAUCCUCUCCUGUCCAGUGGCAUCAUGUGAGUGGAAAUGCUAAUCCUGCUGAUCUUGCAACGCGUGGUGUGUUAUCAUCUGCACUGGUUACUUCAUUGUGGUUACGUGAUCCAGAUUUAUUGUAUAAUUUAUUUCCUUUUCAGCAAGCAUUGUCUGCACCACUAUUGAAUGAUUCUGUGCCAGAGCAAAGAUGUGCUUUUCAGUCAACAACUGCUGCCAGUCACUUGACAGACGCUUAUGAUUUAUUUUACAAAUAUUCUUCUCUCACUAAAUUUAAACGUGUUGUAGCAUUAUGUCUGAGGUAA